Entelurus aequoreus (snake pipefish) is the source of this 5989-nucleotide messenger RNA. It is a transcript of the gene numa1, whose product is annotated as nuclear mitotic apparatus protein 1. The record is from RefSeq and is a predicted model, not a curated record. The transcript has 24 exons. The coding region runs from base 120 to 5840 and encodes 1906 amino acids. Gene Ontology annotation, biological process: establishment of mitotic spindle orientation. Gene Ontology annotation, cellular component: centrosome; spindle pole; spindle microtubule. Gene Ontology annotation, molecular function: microtubule binding. NCBI's taxonomy places the organism in Eukaryota, Metazoa, Chordata, Actinopteri, Syngnathiformes, Syngnathidae.
UUGGUCGAUUCAACCUCCGGGCAGCUGUUUUAAAUUCUGAACGAUUUCGAGGAGGAACUUUUUAAAGUCGCGGUCUCGCACACGUCGUCGAUAAAUUAGGCGGAAAGCGUUAGUGAGCGAUGCUCAACGUGGGCGUGAAGGCGCUCCUUAGCUGGGUCAACAGUAUAAAGUCUUCCCCCGGAGACGUCCGUGUUGAAGACCUCCAAGAUGGCGAGAUCUUACUGGGUGUUGUCUACAAGCUGAAAAAGGAGGCCAAACCUUCUUUCCACACGAUUGAAGAGCGCUUUAAAGUCAUCACACAAUUUGUUGAAAAGGAUUGCAGAUUCUGUGCGGGCGAAGGCGCGUCGUUGUCGUGGGACAAGAUCAGACAUGGAAGCAACCUCACCGAAGAGAUGGCCAAGGUGCUUCUGUUGCUGGUGUACCACGACAUGAUGAACCACCGCUGCACCCUCAGCUCCUUGGAGUGUGACGUGGAGGAGGAGCUGGCCAACCUGACUGGUUCUUACGUGAUGGAGAUGGACGGAUGUGUGUACUUCAACCGUGGACUUGACGCCUACCUGGCCAAGAGAUGUUUACCCGUGUCCCGGGAAAUAAUGCAGUCGGCAGCAAGCACCUCCACCUCCGUCUCCUCCCUGUCGGACGAGGACUCUCCCGUCUUCCGCCGUGCAGCCAAAGUCAAGUUUCUGGAUAUCCACACGGUGGCGUCGUCUUCCACCAGCAAAUCUCCUCUUCAGGAUAUAAUGAACACCCCCAAAUUCCAGCUGAGGAAGAUGAAGAGACAGAUGAUCAAGGAGCGAGAGUACAUCGAUGGCCUGGAGGGGGAGCUCGCCGUCAAGAUUGCACUCAUCGCCCAGAAAGAAUCUCUCAUCAACCAGUUGCAGUAUCGUCUGGAUAGGAUGAAAAAUGAGCAGGCUCAUCAGGAGGAGAUGGCCAGGAAGCAAGUCGAUGAACUUGAGACCAAGAAUAGCUCUUUGCUUGUGCGACUGGAUGAGAUUUUGAAACAGAACAAAAACUGGAAAAGUAGCUCCUUGCUGAUGGAGCGGAAAGUGGACGAGCUCACAGAGGAGAAUGGCCUGCUCUCUUCCCAGAUGCGUGCGACAUGUUCCCAGCUGACCGCCCUGGAAGCGGAGGUCGGCAGGUUGACGCAGUCCCGAGCAUUUGCCCAGGAGGAGUGGAGCACCAAGAGAGACUACCUCCAGUCGGAACUCAAUCAAGCCAACGCUCAAAAGGAGCUCCUCGGUGAGCAAAUUCAGAUCCUGCAGGGAAAGAUUUCAUGUCUGGAGGAUGAAAUUGGAAAAGCAGCAAAGGAAGACACAGGAGAAAACAUGGGACCUGUAAUGGAGAGGGACGCCCUGAAGAACGAGAUUUGCUCUUUGAAGAAAGCAAUAAGUGAUCUUCAAGACGAACUUGAGCGACUGGAGCUACAAAAAGCGGCGCAAAUUAGAGAACUGCAGGCGCGCAUUGAUGCCUCUGAACAAGAACUGGAGACACUCAAGGAAAUGAAGAAGGAAAAUGAAUCCUUACUCAUUCAGGCUGGAGACAAGCUGAAAGAUCUUGAAACCAGGUGUCAGGAUCUAACUUCCCUUUUGGCUGAUAAGGACCUUCAAAUUACCAGUCUCCGGGAAGAAGUGGAGGUUUUCGCCGUUGAAACGCAGAAGAACAAACAGGAAAUUGAAACCAAAGACCAGCUGCUUGCUCAAUUGUGCGAGGAAAGUUCCGAUCAGCGAGAGAUUCUCCAGAAUAAAAUACAGACUCUGACAGUGGAGGUUGAAACUCUUACUUUGUCUGUCAAACGCGCCGAAGAGGAAGUCCGAUUUAAGCAAGAUUUAUUGGCUCAAAGUCAACAAGAUACAGUCAGGCAAAAGGAGGCGCUGCAGGAACAUAUUUUAACUAGCGAAGAGGAAGCUCGCAGACUAAAGACUGAAAUAACGGCCAAACACGAACAGCUGGUCGUCCUGCAGAAUGACGGCUCCAAGCAGUCUGAAAUUCUACUAGAGCAGAUCGGACAACUGAAAAGUCAAGUUGGAUCUCUGAGCGGUUGUCUCACAAAGGCUGAGGAACAAGUUCAAUCUCUUCAGGAUCUCCUUGAGAAGCAGGAGCAGGAACGUGUUCUCCAGAAAGAACUUCUGCAGCAGCAACUGAGCGCUUCUGAGCAGAGCGUAAGCUCCCUGAAGGAGGAGGUCCAGGCAAAAGAAAAGCAUAUUACGUUCUUGAACGAGCAGUUUUCAGAGAAGGCAGAGCAUCUUUGUGAAAAUGUCCAAAGUUUGGAGAAACGGGUAGAGACUCUCAGUUCAUCUUUGAAGAAUGCUGAGGAGAGUUUGCAAGCCAAGGAAAUUGUGUUUGUUGAACAGCAAUCACAGAGCGCUCAGCGUACUGAGGCGCUGCAGACGCAGUUGGGCUCCUCUCAACGGGAGGUGAACAGACUGAUCGCAGAACUCCAAACCAGGGAGGAACAGCUGGUUUUGCUGCGGGAGAGCUCAGCACAUUCUGAACUCCUUGAACAGAAGAUUGAGGGUCUGGACAAGCAACUGGGAAAUUUGACUGAUUCUCUUCGCCUUGCAAAGGACCAAGUGAAAGCCAAAGAAGAGCUGCUAGUCAAGCAGGAGCAGGAGAAGAGCUUUCACGUGGAGACCCUCGAACAGCACACCAAAGUCCUGCUGGAAGAGGCCAAACAAUUUAAAGAGGACAUCCAAACCAAGGAAGACCAGAUCAACAUGCUUAAGGUGGAGAGUAGCAAGCAAUGUGAGGUGCUGCAGAACGACAUUCAGAGUCUCAAGAACCAACUUCAAAAUGUGACUGAAACUCUGCAAAGUAAAGAAGAGCAAAUUCAUACAAAGGACAACUUGUUGGAAACCACAGCACUGGAGCUUUCCCAAGAAAGAAACAAGUAUCUAAGCCUGCUUGAAUCUUCUACGGAGGAGGUAAAGGUGCUUCGGGAGAACAUACAGUCUCAAGAGGAACGGCUCGUCACACUAAAAGAAGAAAGCUCCUCUCAGACCGAUGCGCUACUUAAGGAGAUCAGUCAGCUAAACGACCAAUUAGCUGAGGUCCGUGAAUUGCUGUGCAAAGCCGAGCAGCAGGUUCAGACUCUGCGAGCUCUGAUGGCCACACGGGAGCAGGAAAGUGCUCACCAGAAAGAGCUUCUGCAGCAGCAGCUGUCGGCAUCGCAAGCCGAGGUGGGGAGGAUGGAUGCUCAGAUCCGAACAAGCGAGGAAGGCAUCGUGCAGCUGAAUGCUGCCAGCUCGAAGCACUCAGACCUGCUCUGUCAAGAGAUCCAACACUUGAAGACACAAGUGGAGUCUCUUGAGGCCACCCUUGGUAAAGCUGAAGAGGAUGUUCAGUCCAAGAACAAUCUGUUGGCACAACAGCAGGAAGAGGCAGAGAGGAACCUCGAAGAAAGAGUCCAGACAGAAGAGCUUUUGCACAAGCAGAAUUCCUCGUUUCAAGAAGAAAUGGUGAAAAUGAAAGUAUGUCACGAUGAGAAAGAGAAACUCCUCCUCAAAGCUGAGGAGAAACUCAACGUGCUCCAGACCGAUUUGUCUUCUGUCAAAACCAAAACCGCAGAAAAAGACCAAAGCCUAGACGCCCUGAGUGCAGAGCUCGCUGCCCAGGCUCAUUUGCUGCAGAAAGCAAACGAGGAGGCUCAAAGCAAAGCCACCAGUCUGGCUACGAUCCAGGAAGAAGCCUCCAAACAAACACAUGAACUUCAGCAGGAGAUAAGUCAUCUCAAAGGGGAGCUGGAAGUGAUUUCCCUCAAACUGGAAGAAAAACAGCAGCGAGUAUCUGAAGUCCAACGGGAGUCUGCUGAGCUCGCUGAGCAACUGAAGCUUCAGCUGGCCUCAGUCAAUGCAGAUUUGAAACAAAACCAAGAAGCUCAGGCUGAAACCCUCAGACGGAGAGAAGGAGAACAGGAGCUUCAGCUUGUUCUUGCAAGCGAAAAGGAGGCACUUGUUUGCCAAAAAGAAGACCUCUUGGCCAAGGUGCUCCAGGCACAAAAUGACCACGUGGCCCUGGAGAAACGAGUGGAAGUGCUUGUUGUGGAGAAGGAGAGACUUGUUCAAAGCAAGCAGGCCACAGAGAGGGAGAACAUGGCCUCCCAAAAGCUGCAACAGGUGCUCCAGCAAGAGCUGGAAUUGUUGAAAAUGGAGAAAUUGGGGCUCAUGAAAGAGACGGAGAUGCUGAACAAAGACCUGCAAGAGCAGCUUGCCGCUAAAUCAGAAGCCGUGGAACACUACAAGGCUCAGAUGGAGAAGGCGGCCAGUCACUACAAUGACAAGAAGCAGCUUCUCCUUCAUAGCCACGAGGAAGUGUCGGCACUCAAGCAUUCCCUGGAAGUCAGGGAGCGGGAGUUGAAGGCCGCGGCCAUGGAGAACAAGCUACUUCAGCUGGAUCUGGAAAAGGCGAGGAGCAAGGAAACAACGAUGUCCAGCAAGCUGGCGAGUUUGGAGGCACAGGCGGCCUUUGCUGAGCGGAACCUGCGGGCCCUUGACACACCCGACCAAGGAGGGGCAUCCGAAUCGUUUUUCUUGGACGUCCCGCUGACACACCCGGAUGUUCACAGCAGGGUGCAGCCCAAGAGAACCGUGAGCUCUGACAGUCUGGACCAAAGCUCCCUGGAAGACUCGUUGAAGCAAACCAGGAAACUUUCAGCCCCGGGAGAAUCCAGCACACCGUUUGUCCGGAGUUCCGAGAGACUGGCUGCCAAACGCCACGGUACUCUCCGAGCAGAGUCCCUGGAGACGCUCUACUUCACACCCAUCAAUUCAAGAUAUGUCCAUAGGACCAGACGCAGUUCCAUCUGCACCAACCCAUCCUCCUCUGUGAAGACACGCAGGACCACUCAGGUUAUAAACAUCACCCUGACUAAGAAAAGUGUAGGUGGUGUAGAAGAGGAGGAGGCGUUCCUCCCUCCAUCUCGCUCGCAGCCCAACCUCUCCAGUGGCCACGCCUCCUCGCCCGUCUCCAUGAAGCUUUUUCACACGCCCGGGAAAAUGGCCGCCGGCGUUCAGCUGGUCGGCCUGCCCGGCUAUCGGCGCAGCACGCUCCACGCACAAACCACCAGCACCUUCUGUGUGGGUGCAGAGAACGAGCCGGAAGCUGCGCCCAACGACUGGAUGAGGAUCGCAGAGCUCCAGGCCAGGAACCGAGCCUGCCUUCCUCACCUGAAGAGCAGCUACCCUGUGGAGUUUGAGGCGUGUCAGAGUGCCUUCACCUUCACAGAUGAGGAGGUGCGUACAGGCGACCCCUCAGAGACCAUCCGCCGUGCCUCCGUCAUGCCAGGCCAGCUGCACGACUCUCUGACCUCGCAUCGCCACGCCAACAUGGCAGGACAAUCCAACAUGGCAGGACAAUCCAACAUGGCAGGACAAUCCAACAUGGCAGGACAAUCCAACAUGGCCGCCAGCACUCGGUCCCACCGUGUCACUGUCCAGCCGUCGACUAAAUCUCUCAACUCUGCUCGGCAGAGGAGCCCCAAAGUCUCCAAACGCUCGGCGCUGACUUUGCCUCAUCACACCUCACCUGAGAAAAAGUUGAAGGCCAGCUGCUUCCCUCGUCCGCUCACUCCCAAGAACAGGAACAUCAACAUGGGACCUCCUGGCAGUCCUAAGGAUCGCAGAGAGUCCAUGAUGUUCACCAUAGAGAACACACCAAAGAACAGCAGCAGUUAUUUGAAAAAAGGCCUCAGCAAACUCAGGAGCUCCGCCCGGAAAUCUGCCAAGAAGGCGCUGAAAGAAAACAUGGCCGCCAACGCCGCUCAUCCAUCCACACGUGAUCGCAUCAAGUCUCCCCAGGUGGUCUCUGAGGACGCCAGGAAGAUGAUGAGAAAGAUGAAGAUUUGAGAUCAUUUUUGACUUCAAUGUGCAAACAAUCACUUUUCUUUUACUUUUACUGUCCAAAUUGUAUUUUUGAAUAUUUCUUAUUUCUGUCCUUUUACCUUUUUGACCUGUAUCAUUUUGAAAUGUUACUCAAUAAAAUGUUUGAAAACCAA